Molecule: messenger RNA, 2477 nt
Organism: Meleagris gallopavo (turkey)
Lineage: Eukaryota; Metazoa; Chordata; Aves; Galliformes; Phasianidae
Gene: KCNS1
Product: potassium voltage-gated channel modifier subfamily S member 1
Biological process (GO): potassium ion transmembrane transport; protein homooligomerization; action potential
Cellular component (GO): membrane; voltage-gated potassium channel complex
Molecular function (GO): protein binding; delayed rectifier potassium channel activity
Source: RefSeq, a predicted model, not a curated record
CGGGCUUCGGCUGCGGGUGCGGCAUCGCGGGGAGCGGGAGACCGGCAAUGCAGGGAGCAGCGGGGACCGGGCAGCAGCAUCCCGGGGAGCUGCGGGGAGCGGCACGCCGGGGCUCCGGCAUCCCGGGGUGGAGGAGUUCCCGCUCUGCCGAUCAUGGUCAACAAGACCUUAACGUACUGGGGUGCCGCCUUCGAGGAGGACCUUAUCAACAUCAACGUGGGAGGGCUGCGGCGGCGGCUGAGCCCCAGCGCUCUCUCCAAGUUCCCCGACACGCGCCUGGGCCGCCUGCUGUCCUGUGACUCGGAGGAGUCCAUCCUGCAGCUCUGCGAUGACUACGAUGUGAGCGCACGGGAGUUCUACUUCGACCGCAACCCCGGCUUCUUCCUCUACGUGCUGCACUUCUACCAGACGGGCAAGCUGCACGUGAUGGACGAGCUGUGCGUCUUCUCCUUCUGCCAGGAGAUCGAGUACUGGGGCAUCAACGAGUUCUUCCUGGACUCGUGCUGCAGCUACCGCUACCACGAGCGCAAGCUGGAGGGCCGGCACCACACCUGGGAUGAGGAGAGCGAGGUGAGCAGCGUGGACACGUCGCCCGAUGAGAUCUCAGACAUCAACCACGAGCUGCUGCGCUACAGCACGCUGCGCUGCGGCACGGCGCGCAAGCGGCUCUGGCUCACCAUGGAGAACCCCGGCUACUCCAUCCCCAGCAAGCUGUUCAGUUUUGUGUCCAUCAGCGUGGUGCUGGUGUCCAUCGCCACCAUGUGCAUCCACAGCAUGCCCGAGUACCAGCGGGUGGACGAGAGCGGCGCCGUGCUCGACGAGCCCGUCCUGCACAAACUGGAGUACUUCUGCAUCUCCUGGUUCACCUUCGAGGUGUCCUCCCGCCUCCUGCUCUCCCCCAACCCCAAGAAGUUCUUCAGGCACCCGCUCAACCUCAUCGACAUCGUCUCGGUGCUGCCCUUCUACUUCACGCUGCUGGUGGACGUGACGGCGGGCAGCGACUCGGAGCUGGGCAACCUGGGCAAAGUGGUGCAGGUCUUCCGGCUGAUGCGCAUCUUCCGCGUGCUGAAGCUGGCGCGGCACUCCACCGGGCUGCGGUCGCUGGGGGCCACCCUGAAGCACAGCUACAGGGAGGUGGGGAUUCUGCUGCUCUACCUGGCUGUGGGGGUGUCUGUCUUCUCCGGCAUAGCCUACACCGCAGAGAAGGAGGAGGAUGUUGGCUUUGACACCAUCCCGGCAUGCUGGUGGUGGGGCACAGUCAGCAUGACCACGGUGGGGUAUGGAGACGUGGUGCCCGUCACCGUGGCGGGGAAGCUGGCCGCCUCGGGCUGCAUCCUGGGCGGCAUCCUGGUUGUGGCACUGCCCAUCACCAUCAUCUUCAACAAGUUCUCCCACUUCUACCGCAAGCAGAAGGCAUUGGAGGCCGCUGUGAGGAACAGUGAGAAGAAGAAGCCCGAGGAGAUGGAGAGCGAGCAGGACUCAGAGGUGCUGAGCGAGAGCUCCCUGGGCAGGGGCAGCCCCGACCGCCGCAGUCUCACACCUGGUGCCCUCCCCGCUCCCUGAUCCCAUGCAAAGGACAGGGGGUCCGGGUCGGUGCAGAAUGAGCCCAGGAGGAACGGUGGUGCCUGGCGUGGGACCCACUCUGCAGCAGGACUGGCUGGCCACGGCCCUCCUUGCAUUGCAGGUGUCCCCAUCCCUGUCCGUGGGGCACCCGCAUUCCCUCCAGAGGAGCGGCUGCUGCCGACGCUGACACCCAGCCCAUGCAGUACAGCCUGCCGAGGGCUGCCGGGACACGUGGGACACUGCUGGACACAGAGCAGCUGCCUCUGCAGUGUCUGUGUGCUCCUGACUGCUGGUGCAGGAGGAGCUGGGGCUGCAGCCCCUCUCUGCAGGAGGGAGCAGCCUUGCUGCGACCCCCUGCAGGUUCCCGCAGAGUGAACCUUGUGCUGCUCCUCACCAGCUUCUGCCUGACCCCUCACAGCCAGGCACCGGGGCACCCCCAUCCCACCUGGCUCCCCACCUGGCUGCGCACAUCUCAGCACAGCGUCAAUUCCCUCAGCAACGUGCGCCCUGCAGCCACCCAACCGACCCAGAGCCACGCAGACGGCUUUCAGGGCACGGCGGUGGGUGGGGACGGCUCUGCCACAGGGACUGCCGAUCUCGGGGAAGAGAAGAUGGAGUUGGUGCAGAUGCAGCCCCUCUGCAUGGGUGGGAGCAGGGUGUUGGUGCUCACAUCCGUGUCUUCCAGCACUAUCUGCCCCAGCCCAGCUCCCACUCCACUGUUACUUGAACAAAGGAAGGAGUUUCCUCUUCUCUCCAUAAAUAUUCCAGUAGCAAAAUGUAUUAAAAUAGGAAGACUGAAUGACAUGUACUAACUAAAAAAGCAUUAUGCAAAUCAUUAGAAGAGCAUGUAAAUUAAUUUUCUAUCUAUGCAUGGGAUGCAUACGGUGUAUUUUAUUAAAGAUGGAAGUGACCCA